CUCGCUGCGGGAGUGGGGACGAAGUCAGCUUAGAGGACUUGGGCUUGGGCUCGAGAGCGCUGAAUGUGGUCGAAUUAGAGAGUGCGUUAAGUGUAUUAUGGUUGCUGGAGUCAGCUCUGCCUCGAAGCUGCACAGUAUUCCCCCACUCUGGCCCACAGAAUAUCACACAGUGUACGGGUUCGCGUUGGGCUCUCAUUGUAGCAAGCCUGUUAAAGCACGCUCGGGCUGUCCAUUUCUCUCAGCCAGUUCCCGUCUGUGGCCGGAGCAAUCCAUCGGACUUCUUCGGCACGGCACGAGACUGGAAUCUGGCAAACAAACAUCUGCCUGGGGCGAGGGGAGGAAAGGCGAGUCGAGUCUAGAUCUCUCGAAACGUCGUUGUCGACACCAUCCCCAGGCCUCGAGAAGGAGCAGUUGGUCGAGAGGAGCGAGGGAGGGAGGGACUGAAGGAAUUGACGAGAACUGUCAGCUGCAACCCUGGCGGCCAUGGUGAUGGAGAUGGGGACACCGGCGCUGGAAGAUGUGCAUUCAGCGCCCGUGGACGGGGGCUGGACUGUGCAGCUGUGCGUCAGUCCCAUGCCCAAGACAGGAGGCAGCUCGGAGGACGCGCUGUACUGGGCCAGAGCUGCCAAGCUCGCAGCGGGUAGCCACUGGGAGGAGGUGAGGACCAUGGUGAAGGAGUUCGAGCAGACGCAGGAGAUCGUGAUUCAGGGAGUGACUCUGUCGGUGGCUCAGGUCACGGCCGUGGCUCGGAACCCGAAUGUCACCGUGGUUCUCGAUGCGGCCACUGCCAAGGACAGAGUGGACGAGAGCAACCAGUGGGUCAUGCACCACAUGACCAAGGGCACUGAUACGUACGGCGUCACCACGGGCUUCGGCGCGACCUCGCACCGGAGGACGAACCAGGGCGCGGAUCUGCAGAGGGAGCUCAUCCGAUUUCUGAACGCAGGUGUGCUGACGGACGAGGCGAGCAUUCUGCCCGUGGCCACCACGCGAGCCGCAAUGCUGGUGCGCACCAACACGCUCAUGCAGGGCUACUCGGGCAUUCGAUGGGAAAUUCUGCAGACCAUGCAGAAGCUGCUGAACAAGCACAUCACUCCCAGGCUGCCGCUGCGCGGCACCAUCACCGCCUCGGGCGACCUCGUGCCGCUGUCCUACAUCGCGGGGCUCGUCACCGGCCGCCCCAACUCGCGCGCCGUCACGCAGGAAGGCAAGGUGCUGACGGCGUCCGAGGCGCUCAAGCAAGUGGGGCUCCUGAAGCCCUUCGAGCUGCAGCCCAAAGAGGGCCUGGCCAUGGUGAACGGGACGGCCGUCGGCGCGGCGCAGGCUUCAAUGGCGUGCUACGACGCCAAUGUCUUGGCCUUGUUCGCCGAGGUCUCGUCGGCCUUGUUCUGCGAGGCCAUGCAGGGCAAGCCCGAGUUCACCGACCACCUGACGCACAAGCUCAAGCACCACCCGGGCCAGAUCGAGGCGGCCGCCAUCAUGGAGUGGGUGCUCGAGGGCAGCGCCUACAUGAAGGCCGCGGCCAAGCUGCACGAGACCGACCCGCUCAAGAAGCCCAAGCAGGAUCGCUACGCGCUGCGCACGUCGCCGCAGUGGCUCGGCCCGCAGAUCGAAGUGAUCCGCGCGGCCACGCACUCGAUCGAGCGCGAGAUCAAUUCCGUCAACGACAACCCGCUGAUCGAUGUGUCGCGCGACAUGGCCGUGCACGGGGGCAACUUCCAGGGCACGCCCAUCGGCGUGUCCAUGGACAACAUGCGCCUGGCGCUGGGCGCAAUCGGGAAGCUCAUGUUCGCGCAGAUGUCGGAGCUGGUGAACGAUUUCUACAACAGCGGAUUGCCGUCCAAUUUGACCGGGGGCCCGAACCCGAGCCUGGACUACGGCUUCAAGGGUGCGGAGAUCGCCAUGGCCUCCUACUGCUCCGAGCUGCUGUACCUGGCCAAUCCCGUCACCACGCACGUGCAGAGCGCGGAGCAGCACAACCAGGACGUGAAUUCGCUGGGGCUCAUUUCGGCCCGCAAGACGGCAGAAGCGCUCGAGAUUUUGAAGCUGAUGUCGGCGACUUUCAUGGUUGCGCUCUGUCAGGCCGUCGAUUUGAGGCACCUGGAGGAAAUUAUGCUCUCCAGCGUGAAGCAGGUGGUGUCGCAAGCGGCGAAGAAGACUCUGUUCGUCGACGCGGAGGGAGUGCUCUUGCCGUCCCGUUUCUGCGAGAAAGAUCUCCUGAAAGUCGUCGAUGACACUCCUCCCUUCACCUACAUCGACGAUGCCACUCUCUCAUCGUACCCUCUGAUGACCAAAUUGCGCGAGGCCCUCGUGGGCCACGCCAUGGAGAACUCGAAACUCGAUGAGAGCUGCACGGUAUUCCGGAGAAUAGCCAUUUUCGAGGAGGAAUUGAAAGCCCAAUUAGAAGUGACUGUCCCGCAGGUUAGACAGCAAUUCGACAGUGGGCUCUCGACUAUUCCGAACAAAAUCAAGGAAUGCAGAAGC
This is a messenger RNA of Marchantia polymorpha subsp. ruderalis, 2484 nucleotides long. Lineage: Eukaryota; Viridiplantae; Streptophyta; Marchantiopsida; Marchantiales; Marchantiaceae. The record is from the annotation of a GenBank genome assembly.